Lathyrus oleraceus (garden pea) is the source of this 1456-nucleotide messenger RNA. RefSeq names its product protein disulfide-isomerase like 2-1. The transcript has 11 exons. NCBI's taxonomy places the organism in Eukaryota, Viridiplantae, Streptophyta, Magnoliopsida, Fabales, Fabaceae. Gene Ontology annotation, biological process: protein folding. The record is from RefSeq and is a predicted model, not a curated record. Gene Ontology annotation, cellular component: endoplasmic reticulum. Gene Ontology annotation, molecular function: protein disulfide isomerase activity. Bases 183 to 1265 code for a protein of 360 amino acids.
CUAUGAAUUUGAAACCAGCAUUUUAUUUGGAAACAAAAAGAAGAAAAGACAAUAGAGAAACAAAUCCAACAGAAAAGAAGAAAAACAGUUACACGAUCCAUUGGUGCAUUCCUUCAAACACAUCAUUGACACUCCCCUAACCGUUUUCUCCAUUUCCAUUUCUAAACGAAACUAACCCAACAAUGUGGAGUUCUAUGAUGAUAUUCGGUAUUGGAGCACUGAUUCUGCAAUUUCUGAUCUCAACCGCUUUAGCCAACGACGUCGUUGUGCUCACAGAUGACACCUUCGAAAAUGAGGUCGGCAAUGAUCGUGCUGCUCUCGUCGAGUUUUAUGCUCCUUGGUGUGGACAUUGUAAGAAGCUUGCGCCGGAGUAUGAAAAAUUGGCAGCAAGUUUUAAGAAAAUCAAUGCCAUUUUGAUUGGAAAGGUCGAUUGUGAUGAACAAAAAAUCAUUUGCACUAAGUAUAAAGUUUAUAGUUACCCAUCAAUUAUGUGGUUUCCCAAGGGAUCACUAACACCAAAUAAGUUUGAAGGCGCACGUACCGCUGAAGCUCUUGCUGGUUUUGUAAACAUGAAAGCAGGUACCAACGUGAAGAUAAUUGCUCUUCCAUUUAGUGUGGUAGUUCUCUCCCCUGAUAACUUUGAUAAGGUUGUCUUAGAUGAAACAAAAGAUGUUCUAGUGGAGUUCUACGCACCAUGGUGUGGUCAUUGCAAGGCUUUUGCUUAUACUUAUGAAAAGGUUGCCGCGGUAUUCAGGUUGGAGGAAGAAGUAGUUAUAGCUAAUCUCAACGCUGACGAAUAUAAAGAUUUGGCUGAGAAGUAUGGUGUUACUUCCUAUCCCACAUUGAAGUUUUUCCCAAAGAACAACAAAACCGGCGAAGAAUAUGUUGGUGGUCAUGAAGUGGACGAUUUCGUAGCUUUCUUUAAUGAAAAAUGUGGCACCAACCGUGAUGAACAUGGUCAACUUACUUCUAAAGCUGGCAUAGUAGCAUCUCUAGAUGACUUGGUGAAGGAGUUUGUGAUUGCCGACGACGAUGAGAAGAAGAUUCUCUUUUCCCAACUUGAAGAGGAAGUUCAUAUUCUUAAGGGUUCUGCUGCAAGACAUGGCAAUCUCUACUUGAAACUUAUGAAGAGCAGUAUGGAAAAGGGCGAAAAUUACGCGAAGAACGAGAUUCAACGUCUCGAGGGUAUGCUUCGGAAGUCAAUAAGUGCAGCAAAGGCAGAUGAAUUUACACUCAAGAAGAACAUUUUAUCUACCUUUGUUUGAUCUUAUGGUGAUAGAAUAGUCAUUUGAUAAAUCGUAUAAUAAGGCUUAUAUUAGAAUGAGCUUAGGUUUAGGAUUAAUUUUGGACAUUAUUAAUUGUAGUCAUUUCUUGCAUUUUUCCAUCACCAAUGAUUCCAUUGAGCUGUUUUUGUUUCAAGAAGUCCAUUUUGGAAUGUUUAAUUGCCUUCUAAUCC